Molecule: messenger RNA, 2974 nt
Organism: Diuraphis noxia (Russian wheat aphid)
Lineage: Eukaryota; Metazoa; Arthropoda; Insecta; Hemiptera; Aphididae
Cellular component (GO): cytoplasm
Molecular function (GO): protein binding
Source: RefSeq, a predicted model, not a curated record
ACCAAAUACGCAUGCCACGGGUGCGUUGAACGAUCGUCACUAACCACAUAUAAUAUUAUUUAAAUAUUAUCAUUAUCAUUAUUAUUUUAGCAGCGCCGACAGUUUUUUUGAUAUUUUAUAGUGCACCGACGAAAAUAUAAACGCAGCAGAUCGAUUAUUAUUCCGCCGAAAACGUAAAUCGUACGGUUUUUGUUUUUUAUUUUCAUCGACGCGAAUUGCUCUCCGACGUGCACACAAUAAUAAUARUAAUAAUAAUACUCCUCAUCAUCAUAUAUACACGCGCGGAUAUACACCACACACGCGGACGUUGACAUUGACCGAGCGAUUAAACAAUAAUAAUUACAAUUAUUAUGAACAACAAUAAGAAAAUCCCAUCCAUUCUUAACGUCAACGCGGAGGGGAAUACCUCUUCGUUUUUAAGAGCUGCACGAUCCGGGAACCUUGAUAAAGUCGUUGAACAUUUGAAAAAUAAAAUCGAUAUAAAUACAUCUAACUCUAAUGGUUUGAAUGCUUUGCAUUUGGCUUCAAAAGACGGACAUUUGGAAAUCGUAAGAGAGUUAUUGAAAAGGGGCGCUAACGUAAACUCGGCUACAAAAAAAGGAAAUACUGCACUUCAUAUUGCUUCUCUCGCGGGGCAAUAUGAUGUGGUGGUUACCCUCGUGGAACAUGGUGCAUUUGUAAAUGUGCAAAGUCAAAAUGGUUUCACCCCUUUGUAUAUGGCUGCGCAAGAAAAUCAUGACAGAGUUGUUAAGUAUUUGUUAGCGAAUGGAGCCAAUCAAAAUCUGGCAACUGAGGAUGGUUUUACACCAUGCGCUGUUGCAAUGCAGCAAGGCCAUGAAAAGGUAGUAACUGUGUUAUUAGAAAAUGAUACCAAAGGUAAAGUGCGUCUUCCUGCAUUGCAUAUUGCAGCAAAAAAAGACGAUUGCAAGGCCGCAGAUUUACUUCUUCAAAAUGAUCAUAAUCCAGACGUAACAUCUAAGAGUGGAUUUACUCCAUUACAUAUCGCUUCACAUUAUGGAAACGACGGUAUUGCUAAACUUCUUCUUGCUAAAGGCGCUGACGUCAACUACUCUGCUAAACAUAACAUUACUCCAUUACACGUGGCAGCGAAAUGGGGCAAAAGCAACAUGGUAUCUUUGUUGCUUGAAAGUGGUGCAAAUAUUGAAGCUAAAACUAGAGAUGGUUUAACGGCUUUACAUUGCGCUGCGAGAUCCGGACACGAUCAAGUGAUUGACAUGCUUUUACAGAGAAAUGCUCCAAUCAGUUCAAAGACCAAGAACGGUUUGGCGGCAUUGCACAUGGCGGCUCAAGGAGAUCACGUUGAAGCCGCUAAAGUGCUAUUGUCCAAUAACGCUCCGGUUGACGACGUGACCGUAGAUUAUUUGACUGGUCUUCAUGUGGCCGCACAUUGCGGACAUAUCCGGGUGGCCAAACUCUUGUUGGAGAAACACGCGGAUCCAGAUGCCAGGGCGUUAAAUGGUUUCACGCCACUACACAUUGCGUGCAAAAAGAACCGCAUCAAAGUUGUAGAACUGCUACUUAAGUACAACGCGAGCUUGGAGGCGACUACGGAAUCUGGUCUCACUCCGUUGCACGUCGCCAGUUUUAUGGGUUGUAUGAACAUCGUGAUUUUCUUGUUGCAACACGAGGCAAACCCGGACCUGCCGACGGUGAGAGGAGAAACUCCAUUGCAUCUGGCUGCCAGGGCCAAUCAGACAGACAUCAUACGGAUAUUGCUCCGCAACGGAGCUCAAGUAGACGCCAGGGCUAGAGAGAAACAAACACCGCUUCACAUAGCUUCCAGGUUGGGUAAUGUGGACAUCGUAAUGUUGCUGUUAGCUCACGGUGCUGCAGUCGAUUCGACCACGAAAGAUCUAUACACCGCUCUACAUAUUGCCUCUAAAGAGGGCCAGGAGGAGGUAAGAGCACUGAUUAUGAAACGCAUUAUGGAUCACGUGGACACAACAUAUUUGCUUGAUAAGUUUUGGUCUGUUAGAAGAGAAUAUUUUAUUUAAAAUGAUUAAAUAUUGUGAUUCUUUCCUUAUUAUUAUCUUUAUAUCAUAAUAUUUGGUACARCAGUACAGCGUACAUCGUCCUUAUUUAAUUGAGAAAAACUGGUGAUAUCUAUUCGGUAAAAUAUUUUAUCACCAUCAAAAAUACCCAAUGUCUUUAUUUUAAUUAAAUCUUGACCAAUCAGUUAUUAUAGACCAUAAUAAUUGUAUCAAUAUAAUUACGUAUAAAAGAAUUCUUAAAUAACUCAAGUGAUUUUAAUAUUUGAGUUACAAAUAUGCUACAAAUAUUAUYAUUCUAAAAUAAUUUAAAUUUGUAAAUUAAAAGUAAUUACGUAUUCAAAUUCAAAUUUCGGUGCCAAUAAUAAUUUAUGUAAGCUUUAAGUACGUAAAAAAAAAUGUUAUCAGUUAUAAGAAUAUGAAUUAAAGUGUCCUUCUAAAAUGUCGUCGAUUAAGUACUUCGUGUAUGACGUAAUUUAUUUCUGAACAAAGGAUUCACUGCCAUAUUAUUUUCAUCGAAAUGUGUUCGUAUUCUUCGUAAAUAAUACUAAAUGAUUAAAUUUAAUCUUGAAUAAAUAUUAAUUAAAAAGCAAUAAGAAAUGAGGAAAAUAUACCUACGUACAGUGCCAAAAAUUAGACAUUUGUUUUUAAAUGUAUGAUAUUUAUAAAUCAGUAUUACUUCSGUAUUUAUCGUGUCAUAUAUUAAUCUUCAAGCCUAACCUAUUAUGAUGUUCCUUUUUGUAAUCAGUAGGUUGGGAAUCAAUACACUAGUCUUCAGGUCUAUAAAUUGAUGUAUGAUUUAAUACUUUAAAAUUUGAUAAAAUAUUUUGAUCAAAUUGUGCAUAAGCAUUUAAUAAAUUAUUCAUCUUUUGAUUUUCAAAUUACAACUAAAUGAAACUACAUAAUUGAAUAAGUUCAGUAAAUUUAUACGUAGACCCAAAACUAAGUUCAAAAUCAAAUUUUUU